AUGAUAAAAUACUUACUCCUUUGUCUCCUAGCUAUCAUUACUAGUGGAGCAGUAUUGGGAAUUGAUUUCGGAUCUGAAUUUAUUAAGGCAGUUUUAAUAAGUCCUGGCAAAUCUUUCACAAUCAUUGAGAAUACUACAAGCAAACGUAAAACAGAAAAUGCUGUAUAAUCAAUAAUCUAUGCUUAAGAUUGCAUUUUAUAAUAAGGAGCGUUUAUAUGAGAGUGAUGGUGCUUCUAAGAAAUCCAAAUUACCUAAGAAUACAUUUACAUUCUUAAACAAAUUUUUAGGAGCAUUAGCUAAUGACGAAAAAUUAAUAGAAAUUUCUAAACAGUUCUAUGAAGAUUUUAAAAUAGAGAUUGAAGAAGUAUAGAUACAAACCAUAUAAUUUUAGAGAGAAGGAACAUUUGCCUUUGAAGUUGAUGGUGUAUUGGUAGAAGGAAAGGAUACUAUGAUUGUUAAAGUUGAAGAAUUAGCAGGAAUGGUUCUUAAAUUUAUAGCUAAGUUAGUAGAUUUUAAUCAUUAAAUCUAAAUUAAAGAUGUAGUAUUGACAGUACCAAGCGAAUGGAACAUAAGUUAGAGAUCGUAAUUAAAAAUUAAAUAUUUUGUAUAGAGCUUUAAAAUCAGCUGCUUAAUUGGCAGAAUUAGAGGUCUUAGGAAUUAUUAAUGAAAAUACAGCUGCAGCUUUAUAUUAUGCACUUGAAAGAUAAGAUGAAAAUAAACAUACUGCUUUGUUUUAUAACAUAGGUUCAUAUAAUAUUCAAGUGUCUUUGGUGGAAUUCUAGGCCAUUGAAGCUCAAAAGAAAAAAGUUGAAACUUUAAAAGUACUAGCUGACUAUUCUAUACCUAAUGCAGGUGGAUAAUCUUUAGAUCUCUUGCUAGCAAAUCAUUUUGCCAAAGAGUUUGAUAAUUAGCCAUCAAGAAAAGGAAAGAAAUCAAUAUUUACAAAUUCUAAAGCAAUGAAUAAAUUAUUGAAGGCAGCUAAUAAAUAUAAAGAAAUAUUAUCAGCAAAUAAAGAAACUUAAGUUUAUUUGGAAGGUUUGAUUGAUGGAGAAGAUUAUACUACAUCAAUCUAGAGAUCAACUUUUGAAACCUUAUUUGAAAAUAGACUACAACAAUUAAUUGAUCCAAUUAAUUAUGUUUUAGAAAAAUCUAAUAAAACUAAAGAGGAUAUUAAUAUUGUUGAAUUGAUUGGUGGAGGAAUUAGAGUUCCUAGAAUUUAAUAGACAUUAGCUAAUUAUUUUGGAAGUGUAGAAGUAGGAACACAUUUAAAUGGAGAUGAAUCUAUGGCUUUUGGUGCUGCAUUUCAUGCUGCUAAUCUAUCUCAUUCAUUCAAAGUUAGACCAGUUUAAUUAAGUGAUGGUUUUAGUUUCAGUAGUUUAAUUGAAAUUAAUGGAGUGAAUGAUGAUGAUUUUCAUAAAGAAUUUUCAUUAUUUGGAUAUAAGAAAAAGUAUGGAAGUACUCGUUCUUUAGAAUUUACAUAUGAUAAAAAUUUGAGAUUAGAUAUCUAUGUAGAAAAAGAUGGUUAGAAAUCUAAAUUAAUGUCAUAUCAUUUAAAUAAUAUUACUAAUGCCACAGAACUCAAUUUCAGUAAACCAGAAAUAUCUCUUACUUUUAAAUCCACUUCACAUGAAUUUAUUAAAUUAGAGAGUGCUGAAAUGAAAGUUGAAGAAAUAAAACUCAUUGAAAUUAAACCUAAUAUUACUACAACUAAUACAACCUAAGCUAAAUCUACAAAUAAAACUGAAAAUAAAGAUAAUGAAUCAACUGAAGAGGGUGAUCUAUCUGAAGAAACAGAAAAAUAAACAGAAACUUAAUAAACAGAAGAACCACCAAAAGUAGAAGAAAAUAUCAUAGAAGAACCUAAAUAUAAAAAAUAAAAAAUUAUUCAUACUUUCCCCAUCAAUUAUACAAUUACUCAUCAUGUUGUUUUAGGAUUAAAUCAAUAGGAAAUUGAUGACUCAAAAAAAAUUAUCAAAUAGUUUGAAACAGCUGAAGAAAAUAGUAGAAAAUUAAGUGAAAUUAAAAAUAAAUUAGAAUCUCUUAUUUAUACAGUCAGAGAAGUCAAAGAUGCUGAAUAUUUCUAAAAAGCAUCAACUGAAACUGAAAGAACUGAAAUCUUAAAGACAGUAGAAGAACAUGCUGAAUAUUUAGAUAGUGAUGAGGCAUGGACAGCUGAUUUUGAAAAAUUUAACACUAAAUUUACUUAAUUGAAUAAUUUGUAAUUAUUAUAAUCUUAUUAAAUAGAUUAAAACCAAUUUAAGUAAGAUUGGAUGAAGCUAAGGCUAGACCAUAAGCUGUUAAUGAAACAAUUAAAAAAUUGAAUGAUUUCCAAAAAAAAGCAAGUGCUCUAAAUUCUACAAUGCCUUGGGUUCCUGAAGAGAAAAAAGCUAAAUUCUUAGGACAUCUAACAAACACUACAGAAUGGUUAAAAUCCAAAUUAGAUGAAUAAGAAUAGAGAGAAUUGCAUUAAGAUCCAGUAUUCUUAAUAGAAGAAUUAAAGAAAAAAGUGGAUAAAGUGAGUGAAGAAUACACUAAAUUAAAAGCUAUUCCUAAACCAAAGAAAGUAUAUUAUACAAAUAUUGUUUAAGGCAUAAGAAGAAAAGGAUGAAGAGAAAAAGAAGAAAGAGGAGAAGAAAUAACAAAACAAAAAAGAAUCUGAAUCUGAUUCUGAUUCAAACAAAGAAUAACAAUAAGAAUAAACAAAUUAACAAGAAGAAAAAUAGCAAUAAUAAGAUGAUAAUUUUUAAGAUUAAGAAGACAAUCAAAACUAAGGUGAUGGAGAUCCUAAAAUUGAGGAUUUGUGAU
Messenger RNA from Paramecium pentaurelia, 2805 nucleotides. Lineage: Eukaryota; Ciliophora; Oligohymenophorea; Peniculida; Parameciidae. The record is from the annotation of a GenBank genome assembly.